AUGGUGCGGAGGGUGCUCGGCGCGUCGCUCGCCCUGCUCCUCUGGGUAACAGCCGCCUGCGGCAGCUCCGCGGGGCCGGGGGCUGGCGUCGCCACUUCUGCUGCCCGAAAGCAGGACGAGGCUUUCUCCACUGCCAGAUGCACCUCCAGGUGCCUCAGCCUCCAGAUAACCCGCAUCUCCGCCUUCUUCAAGCAUUUCCAGAACAAUGGCUCACUUGCUUGGUGCCAGAAUCAUAAACAGUGUUCAAAGUGCCUGGAGCCCUGCAAAGAGUCCUGGGACCUGAAGAAAAACCAUUGCCAAAGCUUCUGUGAGCCUCUUUUCCCCAAGAAGAAUUAUGAAUGCCUAACUAGCUGUGAAUUCCUGAAGUACAUCCUGUCUGUGAAGCAAGGGGACUGCCCAGCACCUGAGAAGGCCAGUGGUUUCGCUGCUGCCUGUGUUGAAAGCUGUGAAUCUGAUAAUGAAUGUUCUGGAGUGAAGAAAUGCUGCUCCAAUGGAUGUGGUCAUACAUGCCAAGUUCCAAAAAAUCUGUACAAAGGUGUUCCACUGAAACCCCGAAAAGAAUUAAAAUUUGUAGAACUUCAGUCAGGAGACUUGGAGGUGAAGUGGUCUUCGAAGUUCAAUAUUUCCAUUGAGCCUGUGAUCUAUGUUGUUCAGAGGAGAUGGAAUCAAGGAAUUCAUCCAAGUGAGGAUGAUGCUACUAACUGGCAAACUGUGGCACAGACUACAGAUGAGCGGGUUCGACUGCCGGACAUUCGAGCAAGCAGGUGGUACCAGUUCCGCGUGGCAGCUGUGAAUGUGCAUGGGACAAGAGGCUUCACGGCACCCAGCAAGCACUUCCGAUCCUCAAAAGAUCCAUCUGCUCCACCAGCUCCUUCUAAUAUCAGAAUUGCCAAUAUCAGUGCAAACAAUGAUGGGAGUGUAAAUGUAAUGAUUACUUGGGAUCUUCCUGAAGAGCCUGAUAUCCCAGUGCAUCACUACAAAGUAUUCUGGAGUUGGACAUAUAGCAAAUAUGUAAUCCCAGCUAAAAAAAAGAGAAGGAAGAUUACCAAUGGGGCCCAAAAUUAUGUGGUCCUGGAGGGACUCCAACCCAACAGCAACUACAAUGUAGAACUCCAGGCGGUAACACGUUGGGGUCAGAUACGCCUAAAAAGUGCUAAGGUUUCUCUCCAUUUUAGCACAACUCAGGACACCAGGAAUAAUAAGGAACAGUCAUCUUCUGCUGGGAAACCCCAGAAAGGACUGGUUGAUCCGUACUCAACAUUUCAAAGAAGAAAAACCACUCGUUCUCUUAAAAUUGGAACUCCGUUCUAUCAAGACAAUCAACUUCAGGUCAAAGUCUACUGGAAGAAGACAGAGGAUAUCAGCAUGAAUCAAUUCCAAGUCCAUUGGUUACUGGAGUCCUGUGCACAUAAUGACACCAAAGGACUUGGGAAAGCAACUGAGCUGACUUAUGAAAACUACAUGAUUCUGAAGGACUUGUCAUUUUCCUGCAAAUAUAAAGUGACUGUUUUGCCUGCAAAAUCUAAAGGUCGAUUUAAGGCUGAGAGUACUUUCUUUGUUACCCCACCUUGCUCUGUGUUUAAAGAAAAAAGCCACAAGCACAUUAAUUCACUAGGUGAGGUCAGCCAUGUUCUACCCAAAGUGUUGGCCAAACCCGAGAAUCUAUCUGCGUCUUUCAUUGUUCAGGAAGGUAACAUCACUGGUCAUUUUUCCUGGAAGAUAUCUAAGGCUGACAUUCACCAGCCCAUGACAGGGUUUCAAGUCACCUGGGCAGAAGUAACCACAGAAAGCCGGCAGAACAGCUUACCCAACAGCAUCAUUUCACAGUCACAGAUACUGCCAGCAGAUCAUUAUGUACUUACUGUGCCAAAUUUGAGGCCAUCAAUGCUGUACCGCUUGGAAGUUCAGGUGCUGACAACUGGUGGGGAAGGGCCAGCUACAAUAAAAUCAUUCCGAACACCUGACCUUCCUCCAUUUUCACCCCACAGACCUCAUCUGAAGCAACAUCAUCCACAUCACUAUAAGCCACCACCAGAGAAAUAUUAG
Messenger RNA from Indicator indicator, 2046 nucleotides. RefSeq names its product anosmin 1 (gene ANOS1). The transcript has 16 exons. Gene Ontology annotation, cellular component: extracellular region; cell surface. Gene Ontology annotation, molecular function: peptidase inhibitor activity; protein binding. NCBI's taxonomy places the organism in Eukaryota, Metazoa, Chordata, Aves, Piciformes, Indicatoridae. The record is from RefSeq and is a predicted model, not a curated record. Bases 1 to 2046 code for a protein of 681 amino acids. Gene Ontology annotation, biological process: neuron differentiation.